AUGCUCCAGCAUCUUCCGUUUGAUGAUGUGUACUUGCCGGAAUCUCUUUGGAAUCGUUGGUUUCUAUUGGCGGUUUGCGUCUUGGUUAGUGGACACUUUUCAAAUGGGGCCAAGAUCCUGGUACUUUUCCCUCAUGCCAGUGAGGGUCACUUUGCGGUUAUGCGAACUUUGGUAGCGGAAUUAGCCAGUCGGAAUAAUCAGGUUUUUGUCUAUACGGGUCACGGUUUAGGGGAAACGUUGGAAAAUGUCAACGAAACAGUUACGGCGGAGUAUCCUUUUUGGACUGAACUUCAAAAGGAAACGGUUCCCAAAGGAAAUCUUGCGGAUCUUGGCCAAAUACCCAUCGAGAAUCUUCGACAAGCCCUGGCCACAGUGGGAGCCAGAGCCCUUGAUCACUUCCUCGCCCAAGAACCCAUUCAGAAAUUGCUGAAAAUGUCCUACAUCGAGUUCGAUUUUGAUGUAAUUCUAGUGGAUUACUUUUACACGGAGGGACUUUUGGCCCUGGGACUUCUCCACCAGCGGCCAGUGGUGGGGAUUAUUUCCACAGACUUUGGAGGCUAUAUGGAUGCAGUGCAAGAAGCACUGGUGCCUUCAGCCUGUGCCCCUAUCGAUUUCGAGAACGAUGUGCCCCAGUUGGGGUUCAGCGAGAGGUUGGGCUAUAUUAGGAGAUGUAUUACACGAAGGAAGCAGUUCGACAAGGACCAUUAUGGAGCUCAGAAGCAGCUGGUAGCCAAGCACUUUAAGAUGCAGAACACCAUCCCGGAAUUGCAGGCCAACCAACUCUCGCUCUUGCUGCUCAACAGCCAUGUUCCACUGAUGACUCCACGGGUUAGCAUCCCGCAGAUUGUUCCCGCCGGAGGAUUGCACAUUCGUGGACCCAAGGAGCUACCUUGGAACAUAAAAAAAUUUCUGGACGAGGACCGACCAGGCACCAUCUACGUGCAGCUGGGAAAUGAGCAGCCUUGCGGACAGCUGCCCAAGGAAAAACUAAAGGCGCUUUUCUCAUUCUUCUCCGGCAGAAAGGAGGGCUUUAUCUGGACCUGUCACGAUGUGAAAACCUUGAAGGACUUGCCCAAGAAUGUGCUGAUCCAGCAUGCGGUUCCCCAGAUCGAUAUUCUGGCGUAUCCUUCUAUGAAAGCUUUUCUAACCAACGGGGAUCUGCUCAACCUGCAGGAAGGAAUCAUAAGGAACGUUCCCAUUCUGGGCUUGCCCCUUUUCCAGCAUGAAAAGAAGAACUUGGAGCUGGCAGUUCGCUUGGGCGUGGGCAUCCAGCUGGACGAGAAUAACGUCACGACUACCUCUCUGAACUGGGCGGUGGAUCGAUUGCUAAGGGAAUCACAUUUUCAACUAAAUAUCCGAGAGGUUUCCCAGGAGUACAGGGAUCGUCCCCUGGGUGCCUUAGCUAGUGCCCUGUUCUGGGUGAAUUACGUGGUGCGUCACAAGGGCGGAGCUGCGGUAAGAACCCGUGGCAUUGGGAUCUCUUCCAGCGAACUUCAUUUAUUCGAUUUGGUUGUCUUCUAUGGCAUCGUGGCUACCAUUGUGGUUGGUUUCUUAACGGCCCUGAGUAUUGGGGGCAUUUAUUUGUGGCAGAAAAAGAACAGUGCCAUAUUGUCAACUAAACAAAAAUAAGUCUUAAAUAUGUAAAUAAAGUGCCACCAAAGCUA
Drosophila bipectinata is the source of this 1664-nucleotide messenger RNA. The record is from RefSeq and is a predicted model, not a curated record. Lineage: Eukaryota; Metazoa; Arthropoda; Insecta; Diptera; Drosophilidae.